Messenger RNA from Sphaerulina musiva SO2202, 432 nucleotides. RefSeq lists its product as uncharacterized. The record is from RefSeq and is a predicted model, not a curated record. The coding region runs from base 1 to 432 and encodes 143 amino acids. The transcript has a single exon. NCBI's taxonomy places the organism in Eukaryota, Fungi, Ascomycota, Dothideomycetes, Mycosphaerellales, Mycosphaerellaceae.
AUGCCUCGUAGUGUAGCAGCAUCGCCAGCCGAAGAAAGCUCGCGCAAGCCACAAGAUCUGCUUGUACAUAUAGUCGAACCCGCUCCUCCUACACGAGUAACAGCAGCAGCAGCAGCGACUUCUUCACUCCGACAGCGGUUCCUCGAUAGACUGGGAAGGAGGCACAAGAAAAAGAAGAAUAACCUGAAGAGUCUUUCAUCAGAGGACGUAUCGUCUACAUCGUCUACUACGUUCGGCAGGAGGGAAAGUCCCCAGAGUCGUCAGAUCGGGGAUACCGAUGUCGAUGGCGAUGAUGUACGGCUUGAAAGGUCGUUGAGUUAUGAGCAGUAUCUCAUUCACACGAGGCCUCGGGAUAUUUGGUUACCGCUCGAUCCAUCGGUUUCUCCUUCUGAUCCGGCGUUUAAGGCUGCUUGGAAGGAUGCUCGGUUAUAG